Messenger RNA from Kazachstania africana CBS 2517, 1113 nucleotides. It is a transcript of the gene MRPL35, whose product is annotated as mitochondrial 54S ribosomal protein mL38. NCBI's taxonomy places the organism in Eukaryota, Fungi, Ascomycota, Saccharomycetes, Saccharomycetales, Saccharomycetaceae. The transcript has a single exon. The record is from RefSeq and is a predicted model, not a curated record. Bases 1 to 1113 code for a protein of 370 amino acids.
AUGGCAAAUCAGAUCUUUAAGAGGUUGUUGACUAACUCAUCGAUAGCCAGAAAUAGUGGUAGUCCGACGACACAUGUCUGGUCGGACUUUACAAGUAGAUCUAGAUCAUUAGAGAUUAGCUCAAAAAAAAUAAAGGAGUCAUUAUUAAAAGGAACACCUGCUACAGGUCCACCAACAAUACAUAGGAAGUUCAACCGUUAUAAGUACAAAUCACCGGAAUAUAUAGAUGAGACAUUUAAAAUUUCUUUGGAUUUCCUCGAGCAAAGGGCAUCAGAAAGUUAUCAUUAUGCUAAAUUGCAGAAGAACCCCAAACUUAGGGAGGAACUACUUGUGAAAGCUGAAAUUAAUAAUCCAGAAGUACAAUAUAACUUUCAAUUUAGUGAUAAACUGGAUAACAACCCGAAUCUGAUUGAUUAUGAGCAGCCUGUGUAUAGAUAUCUAGGCAAAAAGAAUUGGGAGUCAUAUGGCCAGAUGCUAUUGAUGCAACGAUUAGAAACAUUGAAUGUAAUACCAGACACCCUUCCAACACUACUGCCAAAAGUGGAUGUCAAUGUGAAGUUUCCUUACUCUACUGGUAUAAAUAAAUGGAUAGAGCAAGGCGAAAUUUUAUCUUCAAAUGUAACGUCUAUGGAACCAGUAAUUAAGAUUCAAGAAUUCGAGCUUAUCAAUCCUGAACAAUUAUAUUCAAUACUUAUUGUUAAUCCCGAUGAACCUGAUUUAUCAAAUGAUUCAUUCAAAACUACAUUAUGUUAUGGGCUGGCAAACUUGAAAGUUAGUUAUAACGAUAAUAUCAUUGAUACUAGAAAAAUCAGUGAAUCCAAUCUACUAGCAGAAUAUUCCCCCCCAGUUACUGAAAAGAAUGCGGGUAUACAGAGAUAUUCUGUGUGGGUAUUUAGGCAGAACAUAGAUAAUGAUGGGAAGUGUAUACAUAUCGAUAUCCCAAAUACUAAGCUUGAUAGAAAUAAUUUCAAUAUCAGGGAAUUCGUUAAACACAAUCAAUUAGAGGCUGUUGGUGCUCAUGUCUGGAGAAGUGAAUGGGACUCAAACGUGAAGAACGUCAGAGAAUCGUAUGGGCUUCCAGCUGGUAGAGUCUUUAGUAGAGUUCGUAUAUAA